Messenger RNA from Cyclocybe aegerita, 1095 nucleotides. The record is from the annotation of a GenBank genome assembly. Lineage: Eukaryota; Fungi; Basidiomycota; Agaricomycetes; Agaricales; Hemipholiotaceae.
AUGGCCAAAAUCCCAAGUCAUACGAGGACAUUCACGAUUCAGAAGGCCAAAUCUCCCAAGAAGCCCGUGUACCACGAUGCCAUUUUGACAGAGCAACCUAUUCAACACCCAGAAGAUGGCCAGGUCUUGGUGAAGAUGGGGGCAGUUGCUUUCAACCAUAAAGACCUCUGGCAGCGCAUGGGAAUGUACCCUGGAAUUGCCAUGGGAGCCACUUUCGGAGGAGACGGCGCAGGAACUGUGAUUGCAUCUGGUACACCGAACGAUCCGUUGCUUAACAAACGCGUCUUCCUCACCCCAACUCGUGGUUGGGAAGAAGACCCUCUUGCACCUGAGACGGCGUUCGGAAUUUUAGGAGGCGGCGUUUUCCCUCCUCUCGGAACGUUCUCCGAGUAUGUCCUCGUCGAACGGGACCAAGUAAUACCAUCUCCAGAACACCUCGAUGAUGUGCACAUCGCUGCAUGGCCCGUUGGCGGUGUCACGGCGUGGAGAGCUGCAGCAGUGAAUGCCCAGGUUCAAAGGGGCCAGAAUGUCCUCAUCACCGGCAUCGGCGGAGGGGUUGCGCUUCUCGCGAUGCAGAUAUGCCUUGGGAAAGGGGCGAAUGUGUACGUGACGAGCGGCAGCCAGGAGAAACUCCAGAAAGCGAUAUCUCUCGGGGCGAAAGGAGGUGCUAAUUAUAAAGAGAAGAAUUGGCCUGCGCAAAUUGGUGCCCUGUUGGCGAAAGACAGGCACACUGUCCUCGACGCCAUCAUCGAUUCUGCCGGUGGCGACAUCAUGGGACAAGCUGGCAAGAUUCUCAAGCAAGGAGGUCGUGUGGUCUGCUAUGGAAUGACAGCAAGCCCAGCCAUACCGCUGACCAUGCGUCAAGUUCUGGCUAAUCAGCAGCUCAUAGGUUCCACAAUGGGCUCUCACAAGGACCUGAAGGAUGCCACAGACUUCCUCGCGAAGCACCGGAUUAUUCCUAUAGUCUCCCAUGUUCUUGACGGGCUUGAAUCGGCGGAGGAGGGCUUCGAACUUCUCAAACGCGGAGAUCAGUUCGGCAAGGUUGUCAUCAAGUUGCGCAACAGAAAUGUCUCCCAGCCUCAGGCAAAGCUUUAA